AUGAAGCCCACCAGCAUUCUCGCCGGCCUCGCCUCCUCCGCCGCAGCAAUGCCCGCCCACACCAUCCAGCCAGACCAAGUCCUCGAGACCUCGGCCGAAUUCGCCGCCCAGUUCAACCCAGCCCCCGUGCCCAGAUGGACCGUCCAAGAGGCGCGGCGUGCGUGCGCGCAAGACGACAGCCUCUGCACCUGGCGCUUCCUCGUGGACACGCACGUCGCUGCCAAGACGGACGUCACGUUUGUCGUCCGCGGCCCGGGGGCCUCUCGCAACAGCGGCGGCGCCCAGAACCUCGGCGACUUCACGUUUACUUCUGGCUAUGACGCGGCUGGCUUUACGACCUUUGCUGCCGUGGACAAUAGGCGUGGCUUGAUUGCGUUUCCGGCGUACAGCGAUGCGGAUGUUGCGGAUGGUCGCGUUGCUGUGGACCGCGACUACGACGUGUACUAUGUGCGCUCUUGA
Messenger RNA from Metarhizium brunneum ARSEF 3297, 459 nucleotides. RefSeq lists its product as uncharacterized. The record is from RefSeq and is a predicted model, not a curated record. Lineage: Eukaryota; Fungi; Ascomycota; Sordariomycetes; Hypocreales; Clavicipitaceae.